This is a messenger RNA of Sphenostylis stenocarpa, 2373 nucleotides long. The record is from the annotation of a GenBank genome assembly. Lineage: Eukaryota; Viridiplantae; Streptophyta; Magnoliopsida; Fabales; Fabaceae.
AUGCAGUUUGUCACGAGUGCCUCAUUUUUAGCCACUGUCUAUUCUGACUACCCUGCUUCUUGUGGUAGAAACUUGAGAUGUAAUUCAGGAAAUGUUGCUCCUGCUGAGCUUCUCUCCUUUGCAAAGUCUCAGGUCGAUUUUGAGGAGAGAAGCCUGGGUCAGAUCCCAAAGUCGGAGUUUCUUUGUUCAAUAAAUGUUAAUUUCCCUUUUAAACCCCUCUCUUCUCUCAUUCUUCCCUCACUUCUCUUCCCAACACCUGCGCCGUUUCUCAGUUCUGGAAGCAGUGAUACCAUGGCCAAACCUAGAGCAUCCACCACAUCCCAUACUGAAAACAACACUGUAUUCCAAUGCAAGAAGGCUAAGCGUUCUUCCCCUAAUCCCGGCGUCGUCGGAAAACCAAUUCCGGCCACUGAAGCCCUUGCCAAGUGGCCCCACCGUUAUCCUUCCGAGGUCUUAUUCUCAACCACUUCCGAUCAAAAUUGGGAAAAAGAAGGCUUCAUUUGGAAGCAGCUCAAAAGAGUUAGGCUGGCUGCUGGGGAAGACAGUGAGGUUAUUUUGGCGCGGUGUCAUUAUCAACAAGCUAAAAUAGAUGGGGUUGUGUUUAACCUCUAUGACGAUGCUUAUGUCAAGGCUGAAGAUGGUAAACCUGAUUAUAUUGCAAGCAUUGUUGAGAUGUUUGAAAGUGUUGAUAAUGAACAGUAUUUUAUGGCUCGGUGGUUUUAUAGGGCUGAGGACACAGUUAUAAAAAACCACGGUGAUCUUGUGGACAAGAAACUGGUGUUUUUAUCUGAUGUAAAAGAUGAUAAUCGGCUUGACUGUAUUGUGGUUGGAAAAUUAAUCAGUAUAUUUGAUACUCUACUCAAGAUUAGCUCCUUUGAGCUGAUAUCAACAAACUGUUUGACUACAAAGAAAAGGAAAAUUCCCUCCUGCGAUUACUAUUAUGAUAUGCAGUACACUUUGCCGUACCUAACCUUUUCCAAUUUUGUCAAUGAAACAGCUAAAGGUGAGAGCGAUGCAUUAUCCACAAUUUCUAGUGAAUCUGGAUCUAGUGGCUGCCUUAAUGCCAUGUCCACGGGGCUUUGUUUGGGUGCAUCCUUGGCUGGAGUAAAACUUAUCACGAGGUGGGCUGUAGACAUUAAUGCCCAUGCAUGUAAAAGUUUGAAGUUGAACCAUCCUGAAACUCAGGUUAUAAAUGAACCUGCUGAAAACUUUUUGGAGCUAAUAAAAGCCUGUGCCAAGCUUUGUGAAGAAUUUGGGCUAUUAGGAUCAGAACGGUCAGAUUCUGGCGCAGACAUGGAGGAGGAUGAAAUUGAUGAUGAAGCCGCUGAUGUAAUAAAACACGAGUCAGAAGAAAAUCAUUCUGACUCUGAGGAUUUUGAAGUUGAAAAGUUGCUUGCUGUUUGCCAUGGUGAUACAAACAACGUCAAGAAACCAGGACUAUAUUUUAAAGUUCGUUGGAUGGGUUAUGAUUCCAGUGAUUCCAGUUACGACACAUGGGAGCCAAUAGAUGGAUUGAACGAUUGCAAGGAAGUUUUGAAAGAUUUUGUGACAAAAGGGUACAAGAAGAAGUUAUUACCUCUUCCUGGUGAUGCUAAUUUUAUUUGCGGAGGACCCCCAUGUCAAGGAGUAAGCGGUCUUAACCGCUUUAGAAACGCAGCAGCUCCAUUAGAGGAUAUAAAAAACAAGCAGUUGAUUGUUUACAUGGAUAUUAUUGAUUUUUUGAAACCAAAAUAUGUCCUCAUGGAGAAUGUGGUUGACAUUUUGAAGUUUUCUGGUGCUUAUUUGGGACGUUAUGCCAUAGGCCGGCUAGUGGCUAUGAAUUAUCAAGCAAGAUUGGGCAUGAUGGCAGCAGGGUCUUAUGGCCUUCCACAAUUUCGUAUGCGUGUCUUCCUUUGGGGUGCUCUUCCUACAGAGAAAUUGCCUCGGUAUCCGUUACCAACGCAUGAGGUGGUGUCACGAGGUUUCGUACCCACCGAGUUUGAAGAAAUUACAGUAGCUUAUGAUACAAAGGAAACGUGUCAGCUAGGUGACGCUCUUUUACUUGAGGAUGCAAUAUCAGAUCUCCCACCUGUUACAAAUAAUGAGAAACAGGAUGAAAGAAACUAUGGAACUGCUGCUCGUACUGAUGCUCAAAGCACAGCACGUAGAAUAUUGUAUGAUCAUUGUCCUCUGCAAUUGAACCAAGAUGAUUAUGACAGAGUUUGUAGGAUUCCCCAGAAAAAGGGUGCAAACUUCAGAGAUCUACCUGGAGCACUGGUGAAGGACAACAAAGUUGAAUGGGAUCCAUCGGUUGAAAGAGUGAAGCUAGACUCUGGGAAGCCUUUGGUUCCUGAUUAUGCAAUGUCAUUUGUCCGCGGGACCUCUUCUAAGUAA